This is a messenger RNA of Ylistrum balloti, 2115 nucleotides long. RefSeq names its product 14-3-3-like protein. The transcript has a single exon. Gene Ontology annotation, biological process: signal transduction. Gene Ontology annotation, cellular component: cytoplasm. The record is from RefSeq and is a predicted model, not a curated record. Bases 118 to 864 code for a protein of 248 amino acids. NCBI's taxonomy places the organism in Eukaryota, Metazoa, Mollusca, Bivalvia, Pectinida, Pectinidae.
ACUUUGAUUCCGCCAUCUUGGUUGUAGAACACACCAUUCCAUCCUUGUUUCACACCUUACCGCAAUAUCAGAUAAUCGGUGUUCAUUGGCGAUUGUUAAAGGCUACAGUUCAUCGAAAUGGCUGGAGAUUUAUCAAGAGAAGAGCAUGUUGCGUACGGCAAGUUAGCGGAACAGGCCGAAAGGUUUGAAGACAUGGCAUGUAAUAUGACCCAAGUGGUCAAGACAUGUUUCAAUACCGGGGAAGAAUUGACAACUGAAGAAAGGAAUUUACUAUCAGUCGCUUAUAAAAACGUCGUUGGUGCCAAGCGAUCGUCAUGGAGGGUGACCAGUGCGCAAGAAUCGAAGAAAGGUACAGACAACGAAAUAGCCAAAUGCUUGCGACUACAGAUCGAAAAGGAAUUGACGAGUAUCUGCAAUGAUGUUUUGGACUUGCUCGACCAGUACCUACUACCCACAUGUACAAAAUCAGAAAGCAAGGUAUUUUACAAGAAAAUGAAAGGCGAUUAUCUUCGUUAUAUGGCAGAAUUCGCCACCGAAAAUAAAAAAGAAGUUGCGGCUAAAGCCGAAGCUGCUUAUGGAGAAGCUUUCGAUUUGGCCAAAGCUGAAAUGCAUCCUACUAAUCAAAGCAGAUUGGGGCUUGCUUUGAAUUAUUCGGUCUUUUACUAUGAGAUCAUUAAUCAGCCAGACAAAGCUUGCCAUUUAGCUAAAGAAGCAUUUGAUGAGGCCAUAGCAGAACUGGAUUCUCUGGAUCACGAGUCCUACAAAGACAGCACACUCAUAAUGCAACUUCUGCGGGACAACUUGACCCUGUGGACAACUGAUAAUGAACAGGAACAAGAUCCGGAAAUUGAACAAGACAAUUAGACAAAGUGCAGAAUUGACUGAUGAUAGAUCAAAGGACAUUUUGAAAGUGGUAACCUUGUCUGUCCAUUCAUUAACAAGCUCAUUUUAUGUGGUCUCUAAUCUUUGCCUGUAGAUUAAAAUCUGAAUGUUCCAUAUUUGGCUAAGAAGGGAAAUGGCGUUGGAUGAAGUUAAUUGAACUUGACCACCUGUGAUGAAGGUUUUGUUACAAUUAUCAAUUGACAGUUUUGGUGGCAACAAAUGAUUGGUUUUCAUGAAUCAGUUAUAGACUUUAUCGCGUCAUGAUUAUGUGGACUGCACCUGUUUGUUUCCUCCCAGCUGUACAAGUGUCUAGAUUAUUGACAAAGCAAUGAAUGGUAUUCUUAUUUUUGUCAUUGAUCAGUUUGUACUGUAUUUCAAUCUGGAUCGGAAAGUGAAAUUUGAAAUUCAGAAAUUUGAUGCCAAACCUGAUAAUUGUUAAGAAAUUGCAUUUGCAUCGUUUGCAUGCUGCCAUGGCCUCACAAGAUAUCUAGAAACAGUUUUCACUCAAUUAGCCACAUUUUCAGUUAAUAUCACUGAUAUUAUCCUGUCUUAAAACUUGUGAGGAAAGUUUUUCAUCAAUGUGUUUACUACAUUGAUAUACAUAUUUGUUAAUCAUCAUAUACAUUAAUAUUAGUAUACAUAUUGAAUAUUGGAUUUCAUAUAUUUUUUUUAAAGCCACAUGUUCUGCUGUUAAUUUUAUAGACUGCUUAAGUCAUCCUAUCAUUUAUAGGUUAUAGUAAAAUUAGUUUAUUUAAUUUUUUAUGUCUUAAUGUUAUUGCUGAAGUGAGUACCUGGUCUGUAUGGUAUAUGUAGAUAUAUAUAUAGGAUUAGACAGUGAGCAUUUAAUCCAUGAGGAGUACAUCAUUUUAUUAUUUAAUUUGUAGGUAACAUUUUGCAGGUAGCGCACAUUUCUGGACUAUUUGUUUGGUGCUCACUGAAAAAUUAUGAAACUAUAUUUCACUAUCGUGAUUAACAAAUGAACUAAAGAGAUCAAGGCAACUACCUGGCCAAUGCUAAGACAUAAUAUUUGUAUCAUUCGAAAUAUUGAACUUUCAGUGUAAUGUGACAUGUAGUUCUGGUUUGGAUUUUUAUGUUGAAUAUUGUAAUCUUGCACAUUGAUGUGAAAUUUGCACAAUAUUUAAGGAGCACAGAUGUUUAAAUAUCAGUAUCAAAUGGGUUAAGAGAAAAUUGUAAAACUAGUUUUCUGUCAUUAAAUCUCUUUUUCUACCUAUA